GUAAAGGAAAACCAACAUGGACCAAGCUGUGGAGGAAGACGCCGAUCCGCCCCUGAGCCCGCCUCUCAGCCAAGGGACGUUUGAGCAGAUGUGGACGUGCGAAAUGGUCGACCCGUUUUGGGAAUUGAAGUCGAUGGACUCCACCCAGCAAGCCACCAUCCCCUACCUCAACUCCACGGAUCAAACCAACUUUGGCUUGUCGGCUCCGCCAGUCUCGGCCGGCUCUCCGUUGGGUGCUCUGGCUGAAGGCUAUCCAGGGGGAGAAGGCUUCCCCACCCUGGCCUUAACCGACUUCUCGGGGGACCCCCAGUUCCUCCCCUUAGCCCCCCCAGAUUAUGGGGCUGGGGAGAGCUGCCCGAUCCCCCCCACGGAAGAUUAUCCGGGACAAUUCGGCUUCAAUCUGGAGUUCGAGCAGUCGGGCACCGCCAAGUCGGUCACUUACACCUUCUCUCCGCAACUCAACAAACUGUUUUGCCAAAUGAGCAAAACUUGCAAGGUGCUGAUUCGGAUGUCCAGGGCGCCUCCGCCGGGCUCCGUGGUCCGGGCCAUGGCUGUCUACAAGAGAUCCGAACACAUGUCUGAGGUGGUCAGGCGCUGCCCCCAUCAUGAGCGGCACCCGGAGCACAACGACGGCGUGAUCCCCCCGGAUCAUCUCAUCCGGGUCGAAGGAAACCCCCUGGCCCAUUAUCACACAGAUCAGGGUACCAAGCGGCACAGCGUCCGGGUUCUUUACCAGAAGCCUCAGGUGGGGAUGGCGUGCACCAUCAUCCUAUACAAUUACAUGUGUAACAGUUCGUGCAUGGGCGGUAUGAACCGGCGCCCCAUCCUGACCGUCCUGACUUUGGAGACCGAACAGGGGGAGGUCCUGGGACGUCGAUGUUUUGAGGUGCGGGUGUGCGCCUGCCCCGGACGAGACCGACGAUCGGAGGAGCUCAGCUUCCAGCAGAAAGGAAAAUCCCUGGAAAAUACGAAAAAAGCUCCUUUGCAAGGCCCGCGUCCUGGCGCCAGCAGCGGCAGGCCGGUGCAAGUCGCGCCAGAAGAAGAGACGCCUGAAUCUGAAUCGGGGGGUACAUCUGAACCCAAGGUUUACACGCUCGUUAUUCGCAACCCCAGACACUAUGCGAUACUAAAAGAGGUUUUAGAAGGGUUAGAGUGCAGAGACGCCUGCCAGAAGGAGAGCACGGAGGGCUGCAAGUCCGGGAAAAGCGUCCUGAAGAGCCGGAAACGAGGGGCCAAGUUGACUUCGCCCCCUCCAAAGAAAUUCCGGGUGAAGGAUGAGAGCCAGGACUCCAAUUAAUGGGGUGUCACAUAACACCCCCCCU
This is a messenger RNA of Protobothrops mucrosquamatus (brown spotted pit viper), 1322 nucleotides long. RefSeq names its product cellular tumor antigen p53-like. Gene Ontology annotation, biological process: regulation of transcription by RNA polymerase II; apoptotic process. Lineage: Eukaryota; Metazoa; Chordata; Lepidosauria; Squamata; Viperidae. The record is from RefSeq and is a predicted model, not a curated record. Gene Ontology annotation, cellular component: nucleus. The coding region runs from base 17 to 1297 and encodes 426 amino acids. Gene Ontology annotation, molecular function: DNA-binding transcription factor activity, RNA polymerase II-specific; RNA polymerase II cis-regulatory region sequence-specific DNA binding. The transcript is spliced from 9 exons.